Messenger RNA from Fundulus heteroclitus (mummichog), 2894 nucleotides. RefSeq names its product NACHT, LRR and PYD domains-containing protein 3. Bases 127 to 2829 code for a protein of 900 amino acids. Gene Ontology annotation, molecular function: protein binding. Gene Ontology annotation, biological process: regulation of apoptotic process. The record is from RefSeq and is a predicted model, not a curated record. The transcript has 10 exons. NCBI's taxonomy places the organism in Eukaryota, Metazoa, Chordata, Actinopteri, Cyprinodontiformes, Fundulidae.
GUCCAUUUGGUAGCAGAACAGAACAAAAAGAACAUCCUGGACUGACUGAAGUUCAGAAUUGGUCCAGUCGUCCAUCUAUGAGGAGUGACAGGUCCAAAUAUACACCUUCAGACUUCAGUAAAGACCAUGGACCCUCAGGAUCAGGAGAAAAUACUUGGCAGUGUUCGUGCAGAAUUUGUGGAGAGGGUUACUGAGACCGUCCUGAAACAGCUCCUUGACUCCCUUGAAGCAGGUGGUGUCUUUAAUCAUUUGGAGAAAGAGGAGAUACUUGAAAAGAACCAAACCAGAGCAGACAAGGCCCGCUCCACCAUAGAUGCUGUGAGGAAAAAAGGAAAGGAAUCCUGCAAAAUGAUGAUCCAACUUCUUCAGCUAAAAGAUCAUAAACUGUCCAAACAGCUGGGUUUGUCCUUUGCCUUAUCUUUUGCUCUUCGCUGCCGGAGAGAGUUAAAAAAAUUUUUGAAGACAAAGUUGCAAUGUGUGAAUGAAGGCGUUCCUAAAGCUGGAAAAAAAACCUUUCUGGAUCAGAUCUACACAGAGGUCUUCAUCACAGAGGGAGGAAGUAGAGAGGUCAAUGAUCAACAUGAGAUCAAAUGGAUUGAAAGAGCAUCCGAGAAAACCUGUGGACCAGAAAUAACAAUCAGACGAGAAAACAUCUUUGAACCCCCACUUGGAAGAAAGGAUCCAAUCAGAACAGUGAUGACAAUGGGCGUGGCAGGCAUUGGAAAAACAGUCUUAACACAGAAGUUCAUUCUGGACUGGACUGAAGACAAAACCAACCAGGACAUCCACCUCAUAUUUCCAUUCACCUUCAGACAGCUCAAUGCCCUGAAAGGAGAAAGGUUCAGCUUGGUGGACCUUGUUCAUCGCUUCUUCACUGAGACCAACGAAAUCUGCAGCUUUGAACAGUUCAAAGUUGUCUUCAUCUUUGAUGGUUUGGAUGAGAGUCGACUUCCUCUGGACUUCCACAACAAUAUGACUGUGAGAGAUGUCAAAGAGCCCACCUCAGUAGAUGUUCUGCUGACAAACCUAAUCCGUGGUGAUCUGCUUCCCUCUGCUCUCCUGUGGAUAACCACAAGACCUGCAGCAGCUGGUAAGAUCCCGAAGCAGUUCAUUGACCUGGAGACAGAGAUCAGAGGGUUCACUGACCCACAGAAGGAGGAGUACUUCAAGAAGAGAUUUGGUGAUGAUGAGGAGAAGGCCAGCAGGAUCAUCUCCCACAUCAAGACAUCACGAAGCCUCUUCAUCAUGUGCCACAUCCCAGUCUUCUGCUGGAUCACUGCUAAUGUUCUGGAGGAUGAGUUAAAGAUCAGAGACCAAGAAGAGCUGCCAAAGACCCUGACUGAGAUGUACAUCCGCUUCCUGGAGACUCAGAUCAAACAGAAAAAGAUCAAGUACGAAGGAGGACCUGAACUAAAAACACUCUGGACUCAAGAGAACAUAGAGAAGGUUCUGCCGCUUGGAAAACUAGCAUUUGAGCAGCUAUGUGAAGGAAACCUGAUCUUCUAUGAAUCAGACCUGGAAGAUUCCAAGAUUAAUGUCCAAGAUGCUCCACUCUAUCUAGGGUUCUUCACUGAGAUCUUUACAGAGGAGAGAGGGAUGGAUGGCGACUCGGUCUAUUCCUUUGUUCAUCUGACCAUUCAGGAGUUUCUGGCUGCAGUCUACAUGUUCCACUGCUUCACCAGCAGUAAUAGUGAUAGUGAUAGUAAUGGUAUCAGGAACACAAAGGUGGUGGAGAACUUCUUGAGGGAAGAUUACACCAGCUGUAUCGAAAAGGUGAUGAACUUCCUGGGAAAAGGAAAGAAUUACUCAUCUCUGGAUGAGUUCUUGAAGGCAGUCAUGAAUAAAUCCCUCAGAAGUGAAAACGGGCACCUGGACCUGUUUGCUCGCUUCCUUCAUGGCCUCUCUGUGGAGUCCAACCAGAAACUCUUAAGAGGCCUGCUGGGUCAGACAGAGAACAGUCCAGAAACCAUCCAGAGAGUCAUCAAAAACCUGAAGAAGAUGAACACUGGUAGAAUCUCUCCAGACAGAAGCAUCAACAUCUUCCACUGUCUGAUGGAGAUGAAGGACCGCUCAGUUUAUCAGGAGAUUCAACAGUUCAUGAAAUCAAAGAACAGAUCAGAGAAGCUCUCUUUGUCCCAAUGCUCAGUUCUGGCCUACAUACUUCAGAUGUCAGAGGAGGUUCUGGAUGAAUUGGACCUGGAGAAGUACGACACAUCAGCAGCAGGACGGCUGAGACUGGUUCCAGCUGUGAGGAACUGCAGAAAGGCUCGACUAGUGGGCUGUAGUCUCUCACUAACUGAAUGUGAAGUUGUGGCCUCAGCUCUGAAGUCCAACCCCUCCCUGACUGAACUGGAAAUAGAUGAGAUCCAUGAUAGAAAGAGAACCUUUGAAGACUCCGAUGUGAAGCGUCUCUGUGAGAUCCUGGAGACUCCAGUCUGUAAAGUAAAGAAGCUGAGACUGAUAGCCUGCAGUUUGUCAAAGAUCAGCUGUGAUCAUCUGGCAUUGGCUCUGAAGUCCAACCCAUCCCAUCUGACAGAGCUGGACCUGAGCUACAACAAAGACGUGAAAGAUGCUGGACUGGAGGAGCUCUGUGGUUUCCUCCAGACUCCCCUCUGCAAACUUCAGACACUGAUAUUGAUGAGCUGCAGUUUGUCAAAGAUCAGCUGUUCUUCUCUGGUAUCGGCUCUGAAGUCCAACCCGUCCCAUCUGACAGAACUGGACCUGAGAUUUAACAACCUGGAGGAUUCAGAUGUUCAGCAGCUGCAGGAUCUUGUAAAGAGUCCAGACUACAAACUGAAAUCUGUGGAGUGGGGGUGGUUUGAUUUUUAGAGGAGAGAAGCUGAGCUGUCCUGAUGAUCCAGAGGUUGAAGCUGCAGCAGUUUGAGUUUAAAGAG